Messenger RNA from Tripterygium wilfordii, 1618 nucleotides. RefSeq names its product poly [ADP-ribose] polymerase 1-like. The coding region runs from base 24 to 836 and encodes 270 amino acids. Gene Ontology annotation, molecular function: DNA binding; zinc ion binding. The record is from RefSeq and is a predicted model, not a curated record. NCBI's taxonomy places the organism in Eukaryota, Viridiplantae, Streptophyta, Magnoliopsida, Celastrales, Celastraceae. The transcript has 5 exons.
CAUCUUGACUUUGGGGAGAGAGAAUGGCGGCCCCACAGAAGCCGUGGAAAGCAGAAUAUGCGAAGUCAGCGAGAUCGUCAUGCAAAACCUGCAAGAACAACAUCGGCAAGGAGGUGCUGAGGCUGGGGAGAAUGGUGCAGGCCACCCAAUUCGACGGCUUUAUGCCUAUGUGGAACCAUGCGGCUUGCAUAUUGAAGAAGAAGAACCAGAUUAAAUCCAUUGAUGAUGUUGAAGGCAUAGAAUUACUACGUUGGGACGAUCAGCAGCAAAUUAGAAUGUAUGUGGAGGGUGCUGGUGCUGGUGCUGGUGCUAGUGCCUUUGGCUCAAAUGAUGUCCCUGCAACCAAACUUGGUAUUGAAGUUUCGCAAACUAAUCGUGCUACUUGUAAGCUUUGCAGCCAAAAGAUUAUGAAAGGGGAGGUUCAUAUAUCUUCCAAGCCGGAAGGUCAAGGACCAAGGGGGUUGGCAUGGCACCAUGCUAACUGCUUCAUGGAAUCAUCUCCGUCUACCCAAGUUGAGAAGUUGUCCGGAUGGGGCAGCCUCCUAGUUUCUGACCAGGAAGCUGUUUGUUCCCUGGUCAAGAAGGUUUCUCCUCCUGUAGAGAGUGAUAUUCAACAAGUCUCUUCUCGCGAAGUUUGCAUGGGCAAUGGAUGUGGAUCCGCAAUUCAGAUUCUGAUAUUGUCGUCCCCUGUUUUCCUGGAAGCGAAAGAAAAAAGCAGGGGUAAAAACCUACUCCCUCCUCCCUGCUCCUCUUCCUCGACCUUUCCAUUCCGAUCACCAUUGUUCCCAUUUUUUAAAAUAUUUCAGCUUGAAAAUCCAUGUUGUAUGUUCUUCUAAUCUAAUUGUGAGGAAAUUUAUCCCCUUUUUUCUUGUCAUUUCCCAUACCAUAGACUGUUCAAUAAUCAAGAAGUUGCAACAUGAGUGUUUAUUUUUCAAGCUGUGGAAAAUCUCAUACUAACAUUCAAUAUAUCAAGAAUUUAGAUUGCAAAUUGUUCAUAUAUUGUUAUUAUCUUCUUUCAUGUUGUUGCUAAUGCUACCUGUAUUGCUGAGGGUGUCACUACCAUUGCUUGUUCUACCACUGUGACCAUUCUCUUCACCCUUACUACCGUGGCAUUGCCUCAUUGACAUCCUUUAUACUGCCACCAGCCGCACUGUAUCUGUUUUUUCAUCACUACUUGCUGUACCAUCAUCAUCAAACUAUCAAAGCCAUGAUCUCAAACCAUGUUGGGUUUGGCUACAUCUAUUUUUAGAAUUCGCUUGAUCUUUAGCUCCAUGUUAUCGCCAUCAGUAGCGUCACCAUAUCCACCAGCAUCAGCGUUUUCAAUCAGCGUUACUAAUGCACCAAUGCUUUGUUACUGCUGUCAUUUCUCCAUAUCAAAUCCAUCUAUGCUAUUCCAUUGCAAAAACUUUUUUCAAAAUGAAAGCAUGUCACACAACAGCAAAGUUGCGGGAAAUGCUUGAAGCCAAUGUUCAUAUGCAACUGGAUCAGAACGUGAUUUGCGUGACCGCUGGUAGUUUUCUUUUCAGAUACUAUAAAGCACCAUUAAUUAGAUGUGUAUAUAUAUUAUUGUUGUAUUAGCUGGUUGAAGCUUUUUGUAAAGAUGGAUAUCUUCUCUUAU